CCGGCGGGCGCGCGGAGGAGGCGGCUGGCGCCGGGCUUGUCGCCGGGCUUGUCCCCGGGCUCUGGCCGCAGCCCGGAUGCCGGGGCCGGGCUGGGCUGGGCUGGGGCGGGCCCGGGGCGCGGCUCCUCCCAUCGGGUCCCGCCCCCGCCCCCGGCCGGCUCGGAGCUGCGGGCGCGGAGCGCGCACGACCUGGAGCCCUCGGCGGCGGCGGCGGACCCCCGGGCACCAUGAGCGCGCUCCCCGGCCUGCGCCUUCGCCUUCGCCUUCGCCUCCGCGGGGCCCCGGCGCGGCCGCCCCCGGCGCUCCUGCUCCUGUGCGUCCUCAUCUCUGUGCCCGCGACCGAGGCGGACGAGCUGACUCCAGUCUCACCUUUCACCAGUUUACCUGACCGAGAAGGAACUACGGCAAAGUAUUCUAACUUCUCCCUGGAGAGUCAUAACAUAUCACUAAUUGAACACUCCAGUCUGCCAGUUGAAAAAAAUAUCACUUUAGAGAAGCCUUCUAAUAUAAUACUCACAUGCCAGUUCACUUCAUCUGGGAAUUUGAAUUCAUUGGAGGUGAUGUGGAAAAAAGAUGACGAACUCAUUAAGGAGAAUAACUAUCUUGUCAACAUAACAGGAUAUAUUCUGUAUACCCAAUACACGUUCACCACGAUUAAUAGCACACAGCUGGGAAGCUACUCUUGUUCUCUUCAGGAAAAGGGGAAGGAACAGAGGGGCACAUUUAACUUCAAAGUCCCUCAGCUUCCUGUAAAAGAGAAAGCACUGAUCACUUAUGUGGGGGACUCAACUGUGUUGAAAUGUGUGUGUCAUGGCUGUUCUCCUUUAAAUUGGACUUGGUACAGAAGCAAUGGAAGUGUAGAGGUUCCUAUUGAUGUUCAAAGGAUUGACAAGUAUAUGAUCAGUGGAGCGCAUGCUAAUGAAACGAAGCUCAGGCUGAUGCAGCUCGCGGAGGAAGACCAGGGCACUUACUGGUGCCACGCGAAUUUCCAGCUGGGGGAAAGCCAGGCACCGGUCCAGGUUGUCGUGCUCACCUAUCUGACUCCGCUCAAACCAUUUCUUGCAAUAGCUGCUGAAGUCCUUCUUUUAGUGACUGUCAUUUUGUCUUGUGAAGCAUACACGCAAAAGAAACAGAAGUGUUCAGAUCAUGGGAAAGAAUUUGAACAAAGUGAGCAGUUGAAAACAGAUGAUAGCAAUGGCAUAGAGAGUAAUGCUCCCAGACUCAGAAAAAAUGAGUCUGUGACCAGUGAAUGAGGAACAUCAUGUGAAGAGUCAUGGGAAGAUGUUCAAAGAGCUUGUGUUUUGGUUUUGCUUAUACGUCCUGUAAAAUGAUUUUUUUUUUUUUGAUAAAAAGUUUAUACAACAUUUUGCAAUAGCUUUGCAAAUUGUAUAUGUGAUCUUAGAGGUAAAGAUUUUUUCAUUCUGUAAUAUUUUACAUUAAAGCAACUCGUAUUAAAUGUAUUCUAUGAGCUAGAUAACCCAGGACAAUUAAUUUCAUCCUAAUCUGCAUAUACAGCAUGCACACCAGCAAAAGCAGUUCACAGUUCACAGACCAAAGGCCACUCAAGACCUGCUUAUGACCAAAGAAUUCACUAAGGAGAAAAUAUUUGCCAUUUGUUUUAAAAUCAUGCUUAUUUGACAUUGAAAUGUUUAUAAUAAAUGUCAUGUAAAGUUCAUUCUUCUA
Erinaceus europaeus (western European hedgehog) is the source of this 1683-nucleotide messenger RNA. It is a transcript of the gene EMB, whose product is annotated as embigin. NCBI's taxonomy places the organism in Eukaryota, Metazoa, Chordata, Mammalia, Eulipotyphla, Erinaceidae. The transcript has 9 exons. Bases 228 to 1253 code for a protein of 341 amino acids. The record is from RefSeq and is a predicted model, not a curated record. Gene Ontology annotation, cellular component: axon; plasma membrane. Gene Ontology annotation, molecular function: cell-cell adhesion mediator activity. Gene Ontology annotation, biological process: dendrite self-avoidance; axon guidance; homophilic cell-cell adhesion.